Molecule: messenger RNA, 10951 nt
Organism: Tribolium castaneum (red flour beetle)
Lineage: Eukaryota; Metazoa; Arthropoda; Insecta; Coleoptera; Tenebrionidae
Gene: ds
Product: dachsous
Exons: 9
Coding region: 509-10576 (3355 amino acids)
Biological process (GO): homophilic cell-cell adhesion
Cellular component (GO): plasma membrane; catenin complex
Molecular function (GO): cadherin binding; calcium ion binding
Source: RefSeq, a predicted model, not a curated record
GGCGCGGCAGGAGGCUGCUUGGAAUGCGGGGAGGGCAUUCGCAGUCGCCGCUUCUAGGCUCGAGCUCAGUCCAUCUCAAGACCGAAGCCGAAGAGUCGGUCCGCGUCCUUUUCGCUGUUUCGCCAGUCACCGCGUCCUAGUGCGACGGCGACGCCGUCUCCGGAGUGCCAGUGAUCUCGAGUGAGUGCGCGCCCCGACACCGAAGCGCCCGGAGUCGACGACUCCUCCUCCUCUCUUUAAAACCUCCGGAGAGAACACGUCGUCCGGGUCGCAACGCGUAACUAGCCGUCGUUCGUGCACCCGUUUAAUCCCCGGAACGGCACCUUCAAAAGAAUCCGGUAAAUUGAGGAACCAUUACAAACAUAUUUAGAGAGCGAGCGCGCACCAACGGCCCCGUCGCAUGUUUUCAGGCCCGCUAGUAGCGCUUUUGUUCUGGUUAUUAGCAGCUCCAUAUCAAGGGAUGCACCAGCCGUCCAGGCCGCUCCACCAGGAUGCGUGAACGUCCGAAAUGACGCUGUCGACGAUGCUGCUGCUCCUGCUCCUGGCCGCGUCCAGGGCGGAGCACGUGCGCGACCUCGAGGUCUCCGAAGGGGCGCCCGUCGGCACCAGGAUUGGAUUCAUAGGUGAUGGGGCUUCCGACAGCGGGCCGCCCUAUCUCAUCGUUCCGGUGGGAAGUGCCGUCGAUUCGGACCUCAACAUCGACCAAACGACGGGGGAAAUACGGACUAAAGUGCCUUUGGAUCGCGAAACGCGGUCGAGUUAUUCCCUUGUGGCCAUCCCUAUCAGAGGUGACAAUGUGAAAGUGGUUGUUAAAGUGCUCGAUGAAAACGACAACGCUCCCACGUUUCCGACGUCGGUUAUGAGCAUCGAGUUCCCCGAAAACACGCCGAGAGACGUCAAACGGACUCUACACCCGGCGAGAGACCUAGAUCUUGACAUUUUCAACACACAAAGAUACAACAUUGUUUCGGGGAAUAUCAACAACACGUUCAGGUUAUCGUCACACAGGGAACGCGACGGAGUGCUUUAUUUAGACCUGCAGAUUAACGGGUUCUUAGAUAGAGAAACAACGCCAGCUUAUAGCCUCGUUAUAGAGGCAUUAGAUGGUGGAACUCCUCCUCUCAGAGGCGAGAUGAGGGUCAAUAUAACGAUCCAGGAUGUUAAUGAUAAUCAACCGAUUUUUAAUCAAAGUAGAUACAUUGCGACCGUUCCCGAAAACGCCACCGUUGGCACAACUGUCCUCCAGGUCUUCGCCACCGAUAAAGAUUCCGGAGAGAACGGUCAAAUCGAAUAUUCGAUCAAUCGGAGACAAAGUGAUCGAGAUAACAUGUUUAGAAUCGAUCCGACAACCGGUCUCAUCGUAGUCAACAAACCCUUAGACUUUGAAACUAAGGAACUCCACGAACUCGUCAUCGUAGCCAAAGACCAUGGUUUACAACCGCUAGAAACCACCGCUUUCGUCUCAAUCAGAGUAACAGACGUCAAUGAUAAUCAGCCCACAAUCAACGUCAUUUUCUUGAGCGAUGAUGCUACUCCGAAAAUCAGCGAAUCGGCACAACCUGGUGAAUUCGUAGCGAGGAUUUCUGUCAACGAUCCCGAUUCCAAAACGGAAUACUCCAACAUAAAUGUCACACUGAGUGGAGGUGACGGCCAUUUCGGGUUGACCACAAGAGAUAACAUCAUUUAUUUGGUAAUAGUGUCUUUGCCUCUGGACAGGGAAUUGCAGCCGAAUUACACUUUGGAUGUGGUCGCCACCGAUCGGGGAAACCCCCCGCUCCACGCCUCCAGGACCAUAAAUCUGAUGGUGACGGACAUUAACGACAACGCGCCCGAAUUCGACCAAGAAGUGUACCAAGCAAACGUGAUGGAAGUGUCCGAUCCUGGAACUUCCGUGAUCCAGGUCUUGGCCACCGACAAGGACGAGGGCAACAACAGUGCGAUCAGCUACUCGCUGCUGGACACCGUCGAGACGCAUUCGUCCUGGUUCCAGAUCGACCCUCGCAGUGGUUUGGUGACGACCCGCGCUCACGUCGAUUGUGAAACGGAUCCGGUGCCGCGUCUGACCGUAGUUGCUACAGAUAACGGUUUUCCGCCGUUGUCGUCUUCAGCGACAGUGCUAGUGACCAUCCACGACGUCAACGACAACGAGCCCAUCUUCGACCAGAGUUUCUACAAUGUUUCGGUGGCCGAAAACGAGGCCGAAGGACGCUGUAUUCUAAAGGUUUCGGCGACCGAUCCCGACUGCGGCGUCAACGCCAUGGUGAAUUACACUCUCGGCGAGGGCUUCGGGAAGCUGAAGGAGUUCGAAGUGCGUUCGGCCACCGGCGAGGUCUGCAUCACCUCUUCCCUGGACUACGAGACACGAAACGUGUACGAAUUUCCGGUCGUUGCCACCGACAGAGGAGGGUUGAGCACAACCGCCAUGGUGAAAAUCCAAGUAACUGAUGUCAAUGAUAACCGCCCCGUUUUCUACCCUCGUGUAUAUAACGUAUCACUGCGUGAGGGCGGCGCUUCGUCCUCGGCCACAACCCCUGUGGUGGUUGUUGCGACUACGGACCCGGAUUCUGGUCGUUUCGGCACCGUGACGUACAAAAUCGUGGCUGGGAACGACGCCGGACUUUUCCGGAUUGACAAAAACUCCGGUGAGAUUUUCGUCAAUCGGCCGAACCUGCUGUCAUCCCGGAGCCAGCCGUACCACCGAUUGAACAUCAGUGCUACGGACGGUGGUAAUUUGAAAUCUCUGGCCGAUGCCGAGGUGUUUAUCAGUGUUAUUGAUUCGGCGCAACGUCCGCCGAUUUUCGAACAUCCUCGAUACACCUAUUCGGUGAAAGAAGACGUGAGGAAGGAGACGAUAGUCGGGAAUGUCAAAGCCACUGUCAGAGAUUCAGGCGACCGCAAGAACAUCCGCUACUCGAUCUACUCGGGGGACCCGGAGGGUUUUUUCCGGAUCGACCCUUCGACUGGCGCCAUCCGAACGGCCUCAGCCCUGGACCACGAGCUCCGGAGCAGCGUUCUGCUCAACAUCCAGGCCACAAACGGCGAUCCUCCGGUGUACGGCCACACCCAAGUCAACAUCGAGAUCCAGGACGUCAACGACAACGCUCCGGAAUUCGAAUCGAACGUGGUCCGGAUUUCCGUUCCGGAAAACGUCGAAACUGGCAUUGCUCUCUAUGCGGCUCAUGCCCGCGAUCGCGAUUCCGGCGCUAACGGCGUCGUUCGCUACAAAAUCGUCAACAACGGCGCUACCGGAGGCCUGUUCAACGUUGACCCUAAGCUGGGUCACUUGACUCUGACAAGACAUUUAGAUUACGAAACGACCCAGCGGCACAGCUUGAUUAUAACAGCGACCGACACUGGAAUUCCACCAUUAUCUGCCAACUUGACGGUGUUGGUCGAGGUGCAAGACGUGAACGACAAUCCUCCGGUCUUCGAAAGGAAUGAGUACAGUAAGAGUGUGGAGGAGUCGAGACCGGUCAACUCGCAGAUUCUCCAAGUAACUGCGGUGGACUUGGAUACCGGAAACAACGCCAGACUGACUUACAGACUGCUUCCCGGAAACAACACCGGGGAGGUUUUUGGGAUUUUUCCCAACAGUGGCUGGCUGUACUUAAAAGGAAGUCUAGACAGAGAAACGAAGGAUCGCUACGAACUGACAGUCACUGCCACCGACAACGGUACUCCUUCGCUAAGCGCCACCGCAAAAGUCCUCGUUAAAGUCAGUGAUGCCAACGAUAACGAUCCGAAAUUUAUGAAAGAAAGCUACGAAUUCAGCAUUGAGGAAAACCUGCGAUCGGGCUCACCCGUCGGAAAGCUCUCAGCCACCGACGAAGACAUCGGAAUUAACGCCGUAAUUCGCUACAGCCUGAUACCCGGAAACACCAGCUUCCAGAUAAAUCCAGCAAGUGGCGAGAUCACCGCCAAAGAGCCCCUCGAUCGGGAGCGGAAAGAAACCUACGAUCUUGUGGCCGAGGCGCGGGAUCAAGGUACUCCUUCGAGGAGCAGCAGGGUGGCGGUGAAAAUCCACGUGUUGGACGUCAACGACAACGUCCCGGAAAUUAUUGAUCCGCAGGAGGACGUGGUUAGCGUCCGCGAGGAACAACCACCAGGCACUGAAGUUGUAAGAGUACGAGCCGUUGAUUCCGACAACGGCCAAAAUGCCUCCAUCACCUAUUCGCUCUUAAAACGCCAAGAUUCGGACGGUUAUGGGGUCUUUAAAAUCGAUCCUCUCACCGGGGUCAUACGAACAAGAAUGAUGCUAGACCACGAAGAGAAGACUAUUUAUCGUUUGGCGGUCGUCGCCAGCGAUGCUGGGAAACCUCCGAAACAAACCGUCCGAGUACUGAGAGUGGAGGUUUUAGACUUGAACGAUAACAGACCCACCUUUACCAGUUCAAGUCUAGUUUUUCGAGUUCGCGAAGAUGUAAAAAUCGGACACGUUGUAGGCACAGUAGCUGCGUCUGAAUCUUCGGAUCAGGAAAAUAUGAUCAGUGGGAGUACCGGAGGACACAUUACCUACACUUUAACAUCGCUAAUGCCGGAGAAUGUUAUCGACGCUUUCGAUAUUGAUCGAAGCACCGGCUCUCUGGUCGUGGCUAAGGAAUUAGACAGGGAGCGCGAAUCCGAGUAUCGGUUGGAAGUACGGGCUUUGGACACAAGUGCGAUGAAUAACCCCCAAAGUAGCGCGAUAACGGUGAGGAUCGAUAUCGCUGAUGCUAAUGAUAACUCUCCGCGUUGGCCCGAAGACCUCGUCACAAUUUCCUUGGGCGAAAACACGGCAAUUGGUUCUUCGAUCCACAAUUUCACCGCAACGGACGUCGAUAGUGGCAGUAAUGGGGACGUCCGGUACCACCUCCUCCACCAGUACCCAACCAACGAUACUUUCACGAUUGACACCCUCACGGGAACCCUAAUCCUCUCCAAUUCACUAGACUACGAAACAGUGCAAGAAUACACGAUCAUAAUUUCGGCCACCGACCAGUCCCUUAACAUAUCGGAGCGCAGAUCUUCAUCAAUCACCGCUCGUGUUAUCAUAACCGACUCGAACGACAACCCCCCGAAAUUCGUGAUCCCGGUGCCCCCCACCGCUUUCAUAAGCGAAUCCAGCAGCAUAGGCAUGAAAAUCACCCACUUGGUGGCCGUCGACAGCGAUAGCGGCGAUAACGGCCGUGUGACAUAUGUGAUUUCGAGCGGAAAUGAAGGCAGUUUAUUCGCGUUGGGUUACGACACGGGCGUUUUGACCUUAGCCAAACCUCUUCCUGACGCACAAAGAACUUACGUUCUAAAUGUAACAGCCACUGAUCACGGGACGCCUACACUUCAUGCCGAUAUGGAGCUAAAAUUAAUCGUGCAAGGAUCCGAAGUGAACCCUCCCCGCUUUUUCAAUGCCUUGUACCGGGCAGACGUACCGGAAGACGCACCUGUCGGUACCUUCGUCACUCGCAUCACCGCCAAAUCUGGCCUGGGUGAAGAUGGUGGUAACAUCACUUUCUACAUACCACAAGAAAUCGCCGACGGGGCUUUUCAAAUCGACCCUACCUCCGCCGUAAUCACCACAAGCAAAUACUUAGACCGCGAAACAAAAAGCACAUACACGCUCCCCAUCUACGUUAUCGACAGCACCACACCGGGCAAAACCCUCUUCGACGUCGCAACUAUUACAAUCGAAGUCACCGACGUCAACGACAAUGCGCCCGAAUUCAAAAUCAACUCGUGCUACAGACUUUACGUCCCCGAAAAUAACGACAUCGCGGUCAUCCAUACGGUGGUUGCCAAAGACUUGGACGUGGGACUCAACGGAGAAAUUACGUACAGUAUCAACGGGGGAAACGUCGGGAAUAAAUUUAUCAUCGAUAAUAGAACGGGAGCAUUGACUGCGAAACCUCUCGACCGUGAAUCACAUUCGAGGUAUUACCUAACCAUCACGGCACAAGACAGAGGCAAACCCUCCAUGAUGGGCUCCUGCAAUAUCACCGUGAUGGUCGAGGACCAGAAUGACAAUGACCCCAAGUUCGACCUCUCCAAAUAUUCCACCACCAUUCCGGAGGAUAUUUCAAUUGACACUUCCAUAAUCAAAGUCCAUGCGUCCGAUGCCGACAUGAGCGUCAAUGCUCGCAUCAUCUACUCUUUGGCCAACGAAAGUCAGUGGUUAUUUCGCAUCGACAACAAAACCGGAGUCAUCACCACAGCCGGAUUAUUCGAUCGGGAGCUACAGUCGGUCUACAAUUUUUUAGUGGUAGCGACCGACAGUGGUAAAUACAACGCUAGGUCGCAAAGAGUACCGGUCACAGUACGCAUUGAAGACAUCAACGAUAACAAACCGAUUUUCACGCAAUAUCCCUUUCGGGAACAAGUGGCUGCGUACAAACAACCCGGACAGACUAUUCUAAAAAUUACAGCGAAAGACGCUGACUUUGGCACCAACUCUGAGAUCGUCUACAGUCUUGUCAAUGACGGGUCCUACCCUAAAUUCCGCAUCAACCCUAACACCGGUAUUCUAACAGCAACGCAAAGUCUUGCGGCGGAAAACGGCCGUGUUAUUCACCUCAACGUAAUAGCGACCGAUAAAGGUAACCCCCCACAAAGCUCCACCGGACUUGUCGAAAUCAUCGUUGGCGAUAUACCCGACGGAACGCCUCAACUGCGUUUCCAAAACUCAACCUACAUCGUCAACAUCGCGGAGAACACGGAACAGUUCAAAGACAUCGUCCGUGUGUCGGCAGUUCGCACGGACGGCCGUCGCCAGCGCAUCCACUACUCGUUCGGGACAGGAAACGAGGACAACAUCUUCAACAUUGACACCGAAACGGGCGUUAUCCAGGUCCACGACCCGAAAAACCUCGACUACGAGCUCCACAAAGAGAUACGACUUGUCGUCGAGGCGAAAACCGAAGGGGGUCCUGUUUUGCACGGGUAUUGCGAAGUUGUGAUGCAACUAACCGAUAUCAACGACAACGCGCCUAAAUUCACCCAACAGCAAUACUCCGCCUCGGUCUGGGAGGGCAACAAGAAAGGGGCGUUCGUGCUUCAAGUCGUUGCGUUUGAUGACGACGAAGGGCACAAUUCGCGCAUUCGGUACCACUUUCUGGACGGGAAUCACGACAAUGCGUUUAAAAUCGAGCCCGAGUUUAGCGGGAUUUUGAAAACUAAUAUUGUGUUGGACCGCGAAAUUCGCGAUAAUUACAAACUGACUGUUAUCGCAACGGACGAAGGGGUGCCCCAAAUGACCGGGACGGCCCGAAUUGUGAUCAAUGUGGUCGAUGUUAAUGAUAAUCAACCGACGUUUCCGCCACCAGCGACCAUCAAAGUCAGUGAAGCGACUGAAGUUGGGACGGUUUUGACGACAGUGGCGGCCAACGAUGUCGAUACGAAUCCUACGCUGACUUACGACUUUGCGAAAGAUAAUGCCAGGGAAGACUUGGAGUUUUUUAGUAUCGAUAGGUUCAGUGGGAAAAUCAUUUUAAAGAAAACGCUAGAUUUUGAGACUUGGCAGGAAUAUAAAUUGAAAAUUGUGGCUUCGGAUACGGCACAUACCACCAAAACGACUCUCACGAUCAAAGUUACAGAUGUGAAUGAUAAUGCCCCUGUGUUUUCGCAACUGGUGUACCAAGCGAAUUUACCAGAGGGGCAUUCGACAGAAUUGAGUGAGAUUCUGACUGUUAACACCACUGAUAGUGACUCAGGUGAUAAUGCCCGAGUGGAGUACUUUCUACUUAACCCGAUCCCAAGUUUUGCGAUUGGACGCACUGAUGGCAUUUUACGCGCAAAUCUAUCAAACAUUUCAACAACGCAAGACGUUCAACUUUACGUGCAAGCGACUGAUUUGGGGAAACCUCCACUGAAAUCAGUUGUGUCAGUCCGAAUCAAGACCAACAACAGGUCGGGACACGUGUCAUCAAGCAACAAAAAAGACUACAAAAUCCAAAUUCCUGAGAGUACGCCAAAGGGUACUAUCGUACUUCACUUAGGGAAACCGCCUAAUGUCCAGAAACAAGCCAGUUUUUACAUAGUCGACGGUAACGAAGAGGGUGCUUUUGAAGUGUCAAGUCCCACAGGAGCACUGAUUGUGGUCAAGACACUCGAUCGGGAACACCGGGACUCCUACAGUCUCAAAAUCACCAUCGGGGACUCGGCGGUGAUUGCUGUUUCGAUUAUUAUUGUCGACACAAAUGACAACGCUCCUGUGUUCAAACAAAGCGACUACGAGACCACCAUCAGCGAAGGUACUCCUGUUGGUACUUCCAUUAAAAAGUUUGAAGCGACUGACGGUGACUCCGCCGGGCCUAACUCUGACAUUACGUACGAUAUAACAUCAGGAAACGACGAACUUUUGUUCCGAUUGGACGUAAUUUCUGGCGUAUUGUUCGUCAAUGGUACUUUAGACUAUGACGAUGGUGUCACUGAGUACAAUCUUGUGGUACGGGCAUGUGACCGAGCUGCUAUUCCUCUGUGUACCCUCAACACUUUUUCGAUCGAACUUCAGGAUGAGAAUGACAACGAACCAAAAUUCCCGGUCUCGGAGUACUUGGAAUUUGUGGGCGAGAACGAAUCAAUUGGCACUUCUGUGUUUACGGCACACGCGACUGAUUUGGACAAGGGUGCCUUUGGUUCCUUAAACUACUCCAUAGUGAGUGCUAGUUCAGUCAAUUAUCCUGGAACCGACGAUUCUUGGCGUUUGUUCAACAUCGAUUCGUCCACCGGGAUGGUCACAACCAACGUUAUAUUUGACUACGAGCAACAAAGCCGGUAUGUGUUCAUAGUGCGUGCGACGGACGUGGGAGGCAAAUCCUCCAAUGUGAAAGUGCGUGUGGAGAUCGAAAGUAAGGACGAGUUCCAUCCGCAGUUUACGGAACGGACUUACAAGUUCGUUUUGGCGACUUCGGUGGUUCUCCCCGUCGGUUACGUGGUGGGCCAUGUGAUAGCCACCGAUCGGGACAAAGGCCCCGACGGACGCGUAGUGUACCAACUAACUACCCAACACUCCUAUUUUAAAAUAAACAGAACGACAGGUGCUGUGAUGAUCAAGAAAAAGUUCGAUAACGAGGGACUUGAAUCGGGCCGUGAAAUUAGUCUAGUGGUCACCGCGAGCUCCGGACGUCAAGGUUCCUUAACAAAUAUGACAGUGGUUGAAAUAACACUCGAUCCGUUAGCCGAUCCGGGCACCAAUUUAGCCAUAAAUCGCGAAAAUAACACCACGGUGGCAGCAGCCAACGGCGGAAUCGCCGAUUGGGCGUUGGGGCUCCUAAUCGCUCUGAUUCUCCUCCUGAUCACGUUCGGGGCCGUUUUCGUGUUCUUACACAUGCGGAAUAAGCGCAACAAGAAGAUAAAUAAACCGAAUUUGAACAGUGAAAGUGUCAGUACUUCGAAUAAUUACGUCGAUCCGAGCGCCUUCGACACUAUACCUAUCCGGGGCGGCGGAGGGGUUGUCACAAGCGGUACCAACCAAUUCGCUCCGCCGAAGUACGACGAAAUCCCCCCGUACGGACCUGGACACGCUGCCAGUUCGAAUUCGGGGGCUGCGACAACGUCGGAGUUGUCCGGGUCGGAACAGUCGGGGUCAAGCGGACGGGGGUCAGCGGAAGAUGGGGAAGACGGCGAAGAUGAAGAAAUUCGCAUGAUUAAUGAAGGGCCGCUCCAAAGGGAUUCAGGGAUCCAUCGCCAAAAUGACGACGACGAUAAUUUAUCGGAUGUUUCCGUGAGGAACACGCAAGAGUAUCUGGCGCGGCUUGGGAUUGUCAAUAGCAGCGGAGUGCAACAAGGCACUUCUCGUCUUUGUUCCGACCCCCGCGCUGGGAGUAGCAAAGAAUCGAUCCACCACCACCAAGGAGUGCCCCUUGAUAGCCUGCACAUCUUCGACGAAGAGGGCAACAACGAGAACGACAUGACCUUGAUAUACGCCAAACUGAACGACGUGGCUGGAAGUGACCGCGCGAGUUCGACGGACGAGGGCGGCGGAGUCAACACCUCGACUCUGGAGCAUGUCAUGGCGAUGGGAGGCUACGGCGAGGUCCCGGCCGUGACGCACCAGCCCUCCAUGAACGGCUCCCUCAGUUCCAUCGUGCACAGCGAGGAGGAGCUGGCCGGGAGCUACAACUGGGACUACCUCCUCGACUGGGGCCCCCAGUACCAGCCCCUAGCGCACGUAUUUUCCGAGAUUGCAAGACUGAAAGACGACACGGCGUCGGUGAAGAGCGGCGCCAGCGGCAAUUCCAGUGUGAAGAGCAAGAGCUCGGCGCCGGCGAAGAGCAUCCCGCCGCCGCUGAUCACGAGUGUGGCCCCCAGGUCCAUAGCGAUGCCCGUGCUGAAUUCGCGAGGGGGUUCUAGUCAUCACGCGGGGGGCCACAGUCAGAUGAUGAUGCUGCCGAGGUCGCCCAUCAACCACGACGCCUCGGGGGCGACGUUCAGCACCUCGACGGCGAUGUCGCCCAGCUUUUCGCCGAGUUUGUCGCCGCUGGCCACGAAAUCGCCGUCGAUUUCGCCCCUGGUGACGCCCGGCUUGCCGACGAGUCACCACGUGAUGGGGCGACAGCCGCCCCAAACGCGGACGAAAACUGUGGUAGAUGCGGAGUUGCGGAUUUGAGAGACGUUUUUUUAAAUCGGUGUACAAUAAUUUCGUGUAAAUAAUUAGAAAUGCUCACUAGGUAGUGUUCUUCUGCCUGCCAUUUUUAGCCAUAAAAACUAACUUUUGUAAUAUGCUUUUUGUGUUUUUGUAUAAAUUUUUCUUAAAUUAUUGUAGAUAUGUAUGUAACUGUUUUUUAUUCAUUGUAUUUAUAAACAGCGAUGAAUCUAAAUUAUUGUCCAUUUCGAGUGUUGUUAACCAAAUUGUGUUUGUUAUUAUGUUGAUGUAUGAUCCAAGAUGAAUGUGACUAGUUUUAGUACUAAAUAAUUGUGUCAUAAGAAACGUUGAUGCUGUAUAAAAAUGUACAAAUAAAAUAAAUGAAAGUUUUCAAAUAAA